Messenger RNA from Coregonus sp. 'balchen', 16402 nucleotides. Lineage: Eukaryota; Metazoa; Chordata; Actinopteri; Salmoniformes; Salmonidae. The record is from the annotation of a GenBank genome assembly.
AUGGGGAACGAGUGGCAUGUGCCCUCAGGAGAAACCCUGGAGGCUGAGGGAUGGGUAUGGGGAUGUUGGGGCUACAGAUGGGGAUUAACUGCCUGUCUCCUCGCCUCGUGCCACAAACCUACCGGAUCAUGAUGGCUAAUCCAACACAUUCUAUUUCCCCAUCUAUUCCCCCCCCCCCCACGUCUGUGACCAUAGGACCAAGAUUUUAACUCAACACCUCACUACUGCUGACUCAGGCAUGCUGAACACACACCUUGAAUGAUGUGUUCUCAUUGUUGUUGUCACUCACUCUGUCUUUCUCUCUCCCUCCCUCCUUCUCGCUCUCCCUCCCUCCUUCACUCUUUCCCUCCCUCCUUCACUCUUUCUCUCCCUCCUUCACUCUUUCUCUCCCUCCCUCCCUCCUUCACUCUCUCUCUCUCUCCCUCCCUCCCUCCUUCACUCCCUCCCUUUCUCUCUCCCUCUCUCCCUCCUUCACUCUCUCCCUCCCUUUCUCUCUCCCUCCCUCCCUCUCUCCCUCCCUCUCUCCCUCCCUCUCUCCCUCCUUCACUCUCUCGCCCUCCUUCACUCUCUCUCGCCCUCCUUCACUUUCUCUCCCUCCCUCCUUCACUCUCCUCCUCCACUCUCUCUCCCUCUUUCUCUCUCCCUCCUUCACUCUCUCCCUUUCUCUCUCCCUCCUUCACUCUCUCCCUCCCUUUCUCUCUCCCUCCUUCACUCUCUCCCUCUCCCUCCUUCACUCUCUCUCUCCCUCCCUUUCCCUCCCUCUGCAGAAUGAGACAAGGGAGUCCUUGCUGGGUUUUAACAUGGUAAACUACAGAGCCUGUAAGAACCUAUGGAAGACCUGUGUAGAACACCACACCUUCUUCCGUCUGGACCGGCCCGUUCCCCAUCAGAAGAACUUCUUUGCCCACUAUUUUACCCUAGGCUCCAAGUUCCGUUACUGGUAAGAGAAAAUCCCCAUUGCCACACGUGCAUGCACCAACGCGCGUGCACUAUACCUACAAAGCACUGAAAUGUCGACACAGGUCAAAUGUUUGCUAGGUCACGAUGAGUGGCAUCUAUAGUCAGUGUUUGGGGAGUUCCGUUAGCGGUUGCCUGUCGUGCUCUCAUCUUUGGAAAGGUAGAUUAAUUAUUAACGAUGCCCCAAAACUGAUCUUGUUUUUCUUCAGUCCUUUCGAAACGCUUUUGGGGGAAAAUGAGUUAUUCUAUUAUUCAUAUGGAUUCACUUCUCAGAUUAGAAAUAGUACAAACAAACAUAAACUGUUCAUUGUUGAAGUACUUGAGCAUUUGCUUUGAGCUGUGCAGGGGAUGGGGGUGGUAAGGGGGCCAAGAGUUUCGUCCUUCUAGAUUGUGCUGUGAGAUAUUGGUGAAACAGAAACAGAGUGGUGAGGUUUUUUAUGCAUUUUUUAAGCUCCAGUUGGGAUGUGAGGUGCAGCACAGCACAGCAGUUUGGAAGAUGUGGCUGAAUGUUACUAAAAUGAUGGUUGGAUGUUGUUUGAACGUGUUCUCUGCAGCGGGAGGACAGAGGUGCAGUCGGUGCAGUAUGGCAAAGAGAAGGGAAUCAAGAACAGGGUGUUUGCCAGGUAAUGCAACUCAACACUAUACUGUAUAUGUCCAGUGCCUGUAGAAAGUCUACACCUACCCUUGGAUUUCUGUACAUUUUAUUGUGUUACGAAGUGGGAUUAAAAUGGAUUAAUUGUUAUGUUUUGUCAACGAUCUAUACCAAAUACUCUGUCAAAUAAGAAAAAUACUAAUCUUUUUUAAAGAUUAAUGAAAAAUAAAACACUAAUAUAACUUGAUUAGAUAAAAGUAUUCACGCCCCUGAGUAAAUAAAUGUUAGAAAUCCCCUGUGAGUCUACUUGGAUAAGUCUCUAAGAUAUGUGUUUCCUGUCUGAGUAGGUCUCCCAGUAAGCCCAUGGCCAGGAAGUUGAUGGGCGGGACAGACUGGGAGGCGCUGAGCAGGAACAGCCUAUCAGACGAGAGGCUGGAGACCCAGAGCCUGCCCACACGUUCCCCACCCGGUACCCCUAACCAGUGAGUACCUGGCUGUCACUCCUCCUUAUAUACCCUGUCCUAAUAUAAUGCCCACACCUCCGAGAGGGAGAGACACACUGUGAGGGAGUCCCUGUUCCAAUACCGUCAGUAAUGGAAGUCACACUUUUCAUAGCAUGGGCAAAGGAAAAGGAAUUCUACACAUUCAAAUGUUUCACAGAAGCUGGACAAAACAUAAUUGAAUCAAAAGAAAAUGGAAGUCUUCAAACAGUGUGGAUACCGUACAUUCAUUUGCUUUGAUUCCACACACAAUCCAACUAACCACCAUUUUGUGUGUUUGCCUGCAGCCGGAACUCGUUGUUCGUACAGGAGGGGACGCGGAUGCGGCCGUUGUCGGUGGGGCACCUGGUGGACCACGUGAUCCACGCCUCGCCCAGUCUCCUCGUCUUCUCCAAUCACAAAUCGGCGUCCUCCACCCAGGCCAACUCCAUCAGCCUCGACUCCAGCCCGUAAGUCUGCUGCCGCACACACAUGCCAAUCACAAGUCAGCCUCAUCCACUCACGCCAACUCCAUCAGUCUGGACUCCACCUGUCAUUCUGACCUCUAGUGGACACUGGACACACUGCAGUAGUCAGGAAGAUGAGAAGGGUGGUGGUUAUCAGUGGCCCUGUUGACAUGACUGUAUGAUCUGACCAGGAACAACUCGGGCCCCUAGUUCUAUCCCAGUACGAGAGACUAGGCCUACAUUAAAGCAAUAUACAGCAAACGAGUGCUCUAAGCAAGACUGACAAACAAUCUAAUGGAAGUUGUCUCUGACCAGCGUUUCCCUCCCUACAAAACACCACCAUAGCUGUUAAUGUGGGUGAAAGUUGGUGACUGUGCCUAUAUUCCACUGUUAAAGUCCCCACUAAAGCCGCUGUCUAAAAAUCUAUGGAAGCCACAUUUAAUUGGACUUGACAGUACCAGUGCCAUGGUGUCUGCUCAGACUUCUGAAACUGCUGCUUUUGAACAGUUUAAUGAGCUUAAAUGGAAACAGAGUCUUUGAACUGGGGCUAUUAAAAGUGUUUACAGCUCUGGGGGCAUGGAGGGGGUUCGGCAGGGUGUGGGAUGGUAGACCCAUAAAAAGAAGGCCUUUGGCCUGUCUCUGACUGGGAGCCGUAUACCCCUCUUAGGUCAAAAUGCCCCAGGCCCGUGGCUGUAGUCUACUGCAGUAGUGGUCCACUGAUAUCUGAGAGUAGCUUAACCCCUAGUGUCUCUUAGGGCAGAACCCCCUAGUGUCUCUUAGGGCAGAACCCCCUAGUGUCUCUCAGGGCAGAACCCCCUGGUGGCUGUACUGUGGCAGAGUGGCAUAACCCCUGGGCUACUAUUGUCCCACCCCGUCCUUGUCCCACCCCGUCCUUGCCCACCCCGUCCUUGUCCCACCCCGUCCUUGUCCCACCCCGUCCUUGUCCCACCCCCUGGCCUCCCUCUGCUCUAAACCCUAACCUCAACCUCCAGACAACCCUGUACUCCAGUUAUUUUGUCUGUUAUGUUCGUUGAGAUGCCUUUCAAAGCUCCGGUAACUGUUUAUUAUUAGGCUAGAUUGGGUAAGCAGGGAGGGUAUUUAUAUGUUCUGCAGAAGGGUUAUCUUACCAAGAACUGUGUCGCAAGCACUAAUACAAAUACCACACCUCUAAUGCGAAUGGAGGGAGUAGUUCAGAGUUCCCUCACUUAGACUCCCAAUUUAACGUUGAACAUUUUAGUCAUUUAGCAGACGCUCUUAUCCAGAGCGACUUUUUCAUACAUUUUUCUUACUUAACCUAUGCAUAUACACAGAGGCACACCCACACUCAGCCUAUAUACUCUCCCUCCCUCUUUCACUCUCCUUUCACUCCUGCAUGCACACACACAAACGCAUACACACGCUUGCACGCACCCACAUUCUGUGCCAAGCCAUUUGCUCGUCACGUCACUGAUCCAGAAGAUGACAUAACCACCUGCUCAGGCAUCUCUCUCUCUCUCUCUCUCCUCUCCUCUCUCUCCUCAUCGUCUCCUCUCUCUCCGCUCUCUCCUCCGGGGGCUCCUCCAUCUCCUCUCCUCUCCUACUCUCUCUCCUCCUCUCUCCUCUCUCCUCCCUCUCUUCUCUUCCUCUCCCCUCUCUCUCCUCCUCCUCUCCUUCUCGCUCCUCCUCUCGCCUCUCUCUCUCUCCAUCUCUCUCAUCUCCCUCCUCCUCUCUCUCUCUCUCUCUCUCGUCCCUCCUCCAUCUCUCCCUCUCUCCUCCCCUCUCUCCUACUCCUCUCCUCUCUUGCCCCUCUCCUCUCUCUCAAAUAAACAUCAAAACAACUAUAUUCCCCAUCACAGCAUUAGCUCAGUAAGAUGAGGUUUCAGAUGGUGGAAACCAAUGCAACCAGGUCAUGUGAUACCUCCCUUCUGCAACCUGAUCUGUGAACCAGGAAAAACACCCCACCACACUAUCACGUGACAGGCUGCUGACCCCAGCCUGACCUUUAAAAAACUAAGAGAAGGUUGACCGUUCCCUGACUUCAGUCAUGGGGGGGGGGGGGCUUUAGGCCUUUAUAUCUUACUGUCUUGAUGUAAUUAGCUAAAUAAAGCCCUGUCUGUUGUUGUACAGCUAAUUAUUUCAGCUGAUUAUCCAGCAUUUCAGACAAAUACUCUAGCUCGAGCUAGUAUUUGAAGAAGUUUGUUACUGUGUAUGUUCCUGGGGUCAGUCUUAGUGAGCAGUAGUCCCUCCCUCUCCCUUCCCUCCCCCCUCCCCUCUCCCCCUUCCCCUUCCCUCUCCCUCCCCCUUCCCUUCCCUCCCUCUCCCUCCCUCCUCCCCUUCCCUUCCCUAUCCCUCCCCCCCUUCCCUCUCCCUCCCCCUUUUCUUCCCCCAUCCCCCCCCCCCCUCCCCCCUCCCCCUCCCCCCUUUCCCCCGUUUCUCCCCCUUUCCCUUCCCUUCCUUUCCCUCCUCCCCUUCCCUCCCCUCUCCCUCCCCCCUUCCCUCUCCCGCCCCCUCCCUCCCCCCCGUCCCUCUCCCCCCUUCCCUCCUCCCUCCCCAUUCCCCCCUUCCUCUCCUUCCUCUUCCUUCCCCACCGCUCUCCCUCCCCCUUCCCUCUGCCCUUCCCCACCGGCCUCGCACUCCCCCUUUCCCCUCCUCCCCUCUCCCCUCCCUUCCCUUCUCCCCUUCCUCUCCCUUCCCCGCCGUUUCUUCCCCCCUUCCCUCUCCCUUCCCUCUGCCUGCCUUCCCCACCGCUCUCCUUCCUCCUCCCUUCCCUCUGCCUUCCCCACCGCUCGGCCCUCCCCCCCUUUUUUUCCCCUCUCCCUCCCCCCCCUCUCCCCCUUUCCCUCUCCCUCCCCCCCUUUCCCCUCCCUCCCCCCUUUUCUCCCCCUUCCCUCUCCCUUCCCUCUGCCUUCCCCACCGCUCUCCCUCCCCCCACCGCUCUCCCUCCCCCUUCCCUCUCCCUCCCCUCUCCCCCUUCCCUCUCCCUCCCCUCUCCCCCCUUCCCUCUUCCUCCCCCUUCCCUCUUCCUCUCCCCCUUCCCUCUGAAGUCUGUGUAGUGUCUGUUUAUUUUGAGUGAGGUGCCUGUAUGUCCCUCCUGCAGGGUCACCCCUCCCUCCCCACCAGUGUCUCCUGUGUUGUGACACCAGCCUGGCAUACAGGACGCCAAACAAAGACAAUGUGCUGUGACUGUUCCUGACUGGCCUCUAGUCCCCCUGGGAUUUCUGUGGUUGAGUGACUGAGAUGGUUAGGUACACUGUACACAACACACACCCACUGUGACUGGGAUGGUUAGGUAGUUACACAGUACAACACACACACACACACACACACACUGUCUCUCUCUGUUGGAGGAUGUGCUCUAGGAGCUCUGCUCUGCUAUUAGCCAAUGGCCACGGGCAACUGGAGUUUCUGCUUAUCCAAGAGCUCUGAUUGGCUGAAUGGCUUACUGAGCUCUGUUGUUAGCUCUGUUGUAUUUUAGGAAAUGGAACGUGCCUUAUCUUGAAAAAAGAUCAAGGACUGAAAAGGGACUGACUGGCUGACAGAUAGACUGAAGGUACUGUACCAUUCGCUAACACUGUCUGUGUAUCUCUCUCCAGCUCCCCAGAGACAGUAGAUGGUCGGCCCCCGGCCCUGCCUCCCAAACAGUCCAGGAAGAACCUGAGCCAGAUCAUCCUGGCCCACUCCCAGCAGAGUCUCCUAGACAACCACAUCAAUGAGAUGUACGACAUCCCCAUGGCAACCGACAAGACCAUGGUAAGUCCACCCUGACUCAAUCUACCACUGUUUUCAUUUUGUUUCAUUAUUUAUUUAUUCAGCUGGACCCAAAUGACUUAGAACUAGGGCCAGGGUUUUUCUGACCUUUUGACCUGUGAAGCACUCUGGGUCCUUCAGAGGCUCUUUAGGCUGUCAGGAGCUUACGUCCUUUCCAAUGUAGACAUGUAUUAACACAUCCCUAUGUCUUUCUCUACAGUUGAACGGUGUUGUCCCUCACGACAAUCUGGUGCUGGUCAAGAUGAGGCCGGAUGACAACAGACGAUUUGGCUUCAACGUCAAGGUGAGCCGACAAGGUGAAAAAUCUAUCGAUGUGCCCUUGAGCAAGGCACUUAAACCUAAUUUGCUCCAGGGGUGCUGUACUACACAUUUCACUGCACCUAUCCGGUGUAUGUGGCAAUGAAACAUCUUUAUUAUUAUAUAUUUUUAAAUAUAUAAUACUAUGCCAUGGCAAUGCCCUGAGGGUAAUCGCCUAAUCCUACUGCUCCUAAUCCUGACCUUUUGACUUGACCAAGAAAAGCUGGUGAUAUGGUCAGAUUGUUUAGCCCUCUCCAUUGCCUUGGUUUUAGGGUGGAGCUGAUCAGAAGGUGCCGGUCAUCGUGUCUCGUGUGGCCCCUGGGACAUCGGUAUGUUGUAACACUAUCACCAACACCCCAUACAUUUACAGUACACAUACUCAUGUUCUUUCUCUCUCAGAUACUCAGAAACACGCUCUCACUUUCCCUAUCACUUCUGCCCUCACACUCACAUUCUUUCUACCCGUCAUCUCUCUCGCUAUUUCUCUCUCCAUCUUUCCCUUCUAUCUGUCUCUCUUUCCCUCCCUCUGUCUUGUUCCCUCUCACGCUCUCUCAUUCCAACACACACAUAUUCACACGCUGUAUGAAACGUUCCAUUGUUUGGAGCGAGAAGUAAGAUGAGCCAGUCAUACGGUAGACUCACACUUGUCUGUCAAUGUAAAGUGCAUUGAACUGGUCUGAUUUGACAUCACUCAGAAAUCAAAUCAAAUUUGAUUGAUCACAUACACAUAUUUAGCAGAUGUUAAUUGUGGGUUAGAGAAAUUAUUGUGUUCCUAGCUCCAACAGUGCAGUAAUAUCUAACAAUACACACAAAUCUAAAAAAGUAAAAUAAUGUAAUUAAGAAAUAUAUAAAUAUUACAACGAGCAAUGUCGGAGUCCGGAGUAUAAAUGUAUAUAUAUAUAUAUGUGUAAUGGGAUGUAUAGACACUAUUGACAGUAUGUGGAUAGAAUAUGUAGUAUGUCUGAAGAAUACGUAGGUACAGCAAUAGUUAAAUACGAUAGGCCUUGACUAGAAUACAGUAUAUACAUAUGAAGUGGGUAAAACAUUAUGUAAACAUUAUUAAAGUGACCAGUGUUCCAUUUAUUAAAGUGACCAGUGUUCCAUGUCUAUGUACAUAGGCAGCAGCCUCUAAGGUGCAGAGUUGAGUAACCGGGUGGUAGCCGGCUAGUGACAGUGACUAAGUUCAGGGCAGGGUACUGGGCGGGGCCGGCUAGUGGUGACUAUUUAACAGUAUGAUGGCCUUGAGAUAGAAGCUGUUUUUCAGUCUCUCGGUCCCAGCUUUGAUGCACCUGUACUGACCUCGCCUUCUGGAUGGUAGCGGGGUGAACAGGCUGUGGCUCGAGUGGCUGAGUUCCUUGAUUAUCUUUUUGGCCUUCCUAUGAGACCGGGUGCUGUAGAUGUCCUGGAGGGCAGGCAUUGGGCCCCUGGUGAUGUGUUGGGCAGACCGCACCACCCUCUGGAGAGCCCUGCGGUUGCGGACGGUGCAGUUGCCGUACCAGGCAGUGAUACAGCCCGAUAGGAUGCACUCAGUGGUGCAUCUGUAAAAGUGUGUGAGGGUCUUAGGGGCCAAGCCGAAUUUCUUCAGCCUCCUGAUGUUGAAGAGACGCUGUUGCACCUUCUUCACCACACAGUCUGUGUGGGUGGACCAUUUCAGUUUGUCAGUGAUGUGUACGCCGAGGAAUUUGAAGCUUUUUACCUUCUCCACUGUGGCCCUGUCGAUGUGGAUGGGAGAGUGCUCCCACUGCUGUUUCCUGAAUUCCACAAUCAGCUCCUUCGUUUUGUUGACGUUGAGGUUAUCUUCCUGGCACCACUCCGCCAGGGCCCUAACCUCCUCCCUGUAGGCUGUCUCGUCGUUGUUGGUAAUCAGGCCUAGGACUGUUGUCGUCUGCAAACUUGAUGAUUGAGUUGGAGACGUGCGUGCCCACGCAGUCAUGGGUGAACAGGGAGUACAGGAGGGGGCUGAGCACGCACCCUUGUAAGGCCCCUGUGUUGAGGAUCAGCGUAGUGGUGUUGCCUACCUUCACCACCUGGGGGCGGCCCAUAAGGAAGUCCAGGACUUAGUUGCACAGGGCGGGGUUCAGACCCAGGGCCUCAAGCUUAAUGAUGAGCUUGGAGGGUACUAUGGUGUUGAAGACUGAGCUGUAGUCUAUGAACAGCAUUCUUGCGUAGGUAUUCCUCUUGUCCAGAUUGGAUAGGGCAGUGUGCAGUGCGAUGGCGAUUGCGUCAUCCGUGGAUCUAUUGGGGCAGUAUGAAAAUUGCAGUGGGUCUAGGGUGUCGGGUAAGGUAGAGGUGAUAUGAUCCUUAACUAGCCUCUCAAAGCAGUGAGUGCUACAGGGCGAUAGUCAUUUAGUUCAGUUACCUUCACUUUCUUGGAUAUGGUGGACAUCUUGAAGGAAAUGGGGACAGCAGACUGGGAUAGGGAGAGGUUGAAUAUGUCCGUAACACUCCAGCCAGCUGGUCUGCACAUGCUCUGAGGACGCGGCUAGGGAUGCCGUCUGGGCCGGUAGCCUUGCAAGGGUUAAUACGCUUAAAAUGUCUUACUCACGUCGGCCACGGAGAACAAGAGCUCACAAUCCUCUGAAGCGGCUGUGGCCUGCGUCGGCGCCAGUGUGUUUUCCUUGAAGGGGGCGAAGAAGGUGUUUAGCUUGUCCGGUAGCAAGGUGUCGUUGUUCGCAACGUGGCUGGUUUUCCCUUUAUAAUUGUGAUUGUCUGGAGUCCCUGCCAUAUACGCCUUGUGUCUGAGCUGUUGAAUUGCGACUCCACUUUGUCUCUGUACUGACGAUUUGCCUGUUUGAUUGCCUUACGGAGGGCAUAACUGGACUCUUUGUACUCUACCAUAUUCCCAGUCACAUUGCCGUAGUUAAAUGCGGUGGUUCACGCUUUCAGUGUUGAGUGAAUGUUGACAUCUAUCCAAAUUUGUUGGUUUGGAUAGGUUUUAAUCGUCACGGUGGGAACAACAUCCCCUAUACACUUCCUGAUUAACUUAGUCACCGUGUCGGUGUAUACGUCAAUGUUAUUCUCAGAGGCAACCCGGAACAUAUCCCAGCCUGCGUGAUCAAAACAAUCUUGAAGCAUGGAUUCCGAUUGGUCAGACCAGCGUUGAACAGACCUUACCACGGGUACUUCCUGUUUGAGUUUCUGCCUAUAGGAAGGGAGGAGCAGAAUGGAGGCGUGAUCUGAUUUGCUGAAGGGAGAGCGGGGGAGGGCCCUGUAGCCGUCCCGGAAGGGAGAGUAACAAUGGUCAAGUUUUUGAUGCGCGAGUAGUGCAGGCAAUGUUUUGGUAAAACCUUGGUAGCGUAUUCCUCAGAUUUGCUUUAUUAAAGUCCCCAGCUACAAUAAAUGUGGCCUCAGGAUAUGUGGUUUCCAGUUUGCACAAAGUCUAGUGUAGUUCCUUGAGAACUGUCGUGGUAUCGGCUUAAGGGGGAAUAUACAUGGCUGUGACGAUGGCCGAAGAGAAUUCUCUUGGGAGAUAAUGCGGUCGGUAUUUGAUUGUGAGGUAUUCUAGAUCGAGUGAACAAAAGUAGCAGUCCCGUCACGGCUCAACUUAAAAGGCUUCAGGAUGUUACUCUGAUGUUGAUGAAGUCAAAGAGAAUGAACAGCACUUAGUUCUCUUUGUUGUAAUUUACCACAAGCUAUUGCUACAUAUUCACAAAGAGUCACAGAGUUGGAGCGCUGAUAUAGGAUCAGUUUUGCCUUUGGAUCAUAAUAAAUAAGGUUAUAUGGACGGGGAUAACCUGAUCGCAGAUCAGCACUCCUACUCUGAGAUGCUUUAUGAAUUAGAGGCCCAGUGUUCUAGUCUGUUCUUCCCAGUACCACUCUAACCACUUGACCCAACCGUGUUCUGAUCACGUUCUCCUCCAACCCUCUACAGGCUGAUCUGUGUGUCCCUCGUCUGAACGAAGGUGACCAGGUGGUUCUGAUCAACGGUCGAGACAUUUCAGAGCACACUCACGACCAGGUGGUCAUGUUCAUCAAGGCCAGCUGUGAGAGCCACUCAGGAGAGCUCAUCCUAUUGGUCAGGCCCAAUGGUGAGGAGAGGGUUCCGAUUGGUGACCAAGUAAUCUCCUUGGGUUUACUACAUUUUACAUUUACAUCAUUUAGCAGACUCUCUUAUCCAGAGCGACUUACAGUAGUGAGUGCAUACAUUUUCAUACUGUUUUCGUACUGGUCCCCCGUGGGAAGUGAACCCACAACCCUGGCGUUGGAAGCACUAUGCUCUACCAACUGAGCUACACGGGACCACUAUUAAAAUGUACAGUUAAAACAGGCCAAAUCAUUACAAUAUAGGUAGAAGAACAAGUGACAUCAAACAAAAGAUAGGCUACCUUCAAACAUCCACACUAGCGUAUAGCAUUCCAGUUAGAAUGCAUACCUAAUACAUUGCUUCUUCUUAAGUGGUAUGCUGGUGUGAAUAUUGAAACUGAGCAGAGCCUAAGACUUAUUACAGUAAUAAUAAGAGAUGCAAUUCUUCUCAUGACACUGUUCUAACUAACCAUGUUGCUUCCUUCCAUGUGUCUCCAGCCAUCUAUGACAUGGUGGAUGAGAAGCAGGAGACUGAGCCAGACUUCCAGUACAUCCCAGAGAAGUGUCCCCAGGACCCCAGUCAGCUGGACCAGGACGCCUGGAAGGACUCCAUGAACACCCUAAAGGAGGGUCUGGUCAGCGGGGAAGUACUAGCCCAGUUUGACGUGAGUCAGUCCUCCCCUCACCUCAUCUACAAAUUAAAAGCUUUCGUGAGCAAGACUUCUUCCCAAUGUUCUUGUGAUUUUUGGUUGUACCUCGAGUCAUGUUGGUCUUGUUCAGUUUAUUCUUUUUUGUAUUUUCUGAGGUGACUGGAAAUGUGGUGAGCGCAAUAGCUCCCCCUAGUUUCUGCACUAUUGGUUUCACCUCAUUGAGUGCACAAAGGAGGUUACCACUUUCUGGAGGGAAAUGUUGCUUAGGACUAGUGGUACACAAGUUCUACAGUAUCAGCUUUAUUGCUGUUAUUUACUGUGCCCUCCAAGUGCAGGGUGAUGCCCCUCACUUCUAGGUUAUGGCACAUAAGACAACUACUGUAAUACCUGUUACUGUGUGAGGAAUAAUCACCAAGUCAAGUAGUUUACUCUAUUUAUUUAUUGUAUUUUUACCCCCUUUUUCUCCCCAAUUUCGAUCUUGUCUCAUCGCUGCAACUCCCCAACGGGCUCGGGAGGCGAAGGUCGAGUCAUACGUCCUCCGAAACAUGACCUGCCAAACCAUGCUUCUUAACACCCGCCCGCUUAACCCGGAAGCCAGCUGCCCCAAUGUGUCGGAGGAAACACCGUUCAACUGAUGACCGAGGUCAGCCUGUAGGCACCCGGCCCACCACAAGGAGUCGCUAGAGCGCGAUGAGCCAAGUAAAGACCCCCCCCCCCCCCCCCCCCCCGGCCAAACCCUCCCCUAACCCGGAAGACGCUGGGCCAAUUGUGCGCCGCCCUAUGGGACUACCGAUCACGGCCGGUUGUGACACAGCCUGGGAUCGAACCCGGGUCUGUAGUGACGCCUUAGACCGCUGCGCCACUCGGGGAGGCCCCAAGUAGUUUACUUUAAAACAAUAGGCUAAUUCUUUGAUGCGUCGGCCGCUCGUUGAAGAUGUUGAGAAGCACCAGAGUUAUCAUUUCUUCCUCCGCAUUCUGAUAACUUCCUGUCUUUCAUCAGGCACACUUAACAGCUUACUGUUUCUCUGCCUUGUUGUGUUAUUAGACUAGAAGAAUGUGCUAAAUUGUGAGGGCAAAGGAAACGCGCACACACAUACAGACCAGACAUACCGGUAUGCACUGAGAAAAUGUUUUCCGUUCAUGUGUGGGUUUAUACAAAUAAUUGUGUUUUCGUCUUAAUCCGCUACUGCACUUCACAUACAAUGUAUGUAUGACCAUUUUAAAGAUUAGUAGCAUCUCUUGAAUUCCACACACAGCAGGUGGAAGCAGCUUUAGGGAAAGACGUGGACAUAGAAGGCAUUUUGAUUUUGAACAUUCAGACAUAGCAGGCAUUCGGAUUCUGAACAUUCAGACAUAGCAGGCAUUCGGAUUCUGAACAUUCAGACAUAGCAGGCAUUCGGAUUCUGAACAUUCAGACAUAGCAGGCAUUCGGAUUCUGAACAUUCAGACAUAGCAGGCAUUCGAAUUCUGAACAUUCAGACAUAGCAGGCAUUCGGAUUCUGAACAUUCAGACAUAGCAGGCAUUCGGAUUCUGAACAUUCAGACAUAGCAGGCAUUCGGAUUCUGAACAUUCAGACAUAGCAGGCAUUCUCAGACUGUAUUUACGUAAACAUUUCAUUUUUUAUGCUUUGCCGAAAUAUCAUGGCUCCUUGCUCCACAUUUCUAAAUGUAUUGAGGGGGUUAAAGAACGAGGUGCUUGUGUAGAGUUAAAGUAAGAUUUGAGAUUACCAGUCAAGGUUUUUUUUCUCCUAACGCUUUUAUUAUUUUCUCACAGCAACUUUACCGGAAAAGUCCUGGAAUGACAAUGUUGUGUGCCAAAUUACCUCAAAACAUUUCCAAAAACCGCUACAGAGACAUCUCACCCUGUGAGUAUCACAUCACAGUCUCCAACACACAGUUCACUCUUUACUUUUCUUAGUCUGUGUUAACCCACCAUUUCACACUCCUCUCCUUUCUCUCUCCCCCUCUCUCUCCUUCUCUUUUGUUUUUAGAUGACGCCACGCGGGUCAUUCUGAAAAGCACAGAUGACUACAUCAAUGCAAAUUACAUCAACGUGAGUGGCUCUAACCUCCUCCCUCAUCACAUAUGCUGUUCGCCUCAGUCGACCCACACUACCAUGGACUCUUUGUUCAGCAGGCCUAAAAUAGGCCUCUGUCGGCCAAGAUGGAGGUGUAGUCUCCACUCCAAGGACUGGAAAUGGACACAUGCUCUCAUGCCCACACACUGUUGAUCGUUAACAGCCCAACACACAGGUCUUAUUCUCCUCCCUGUACUGUAGAUGGAGAUCCCGGCGUCCAGCCUGAUCAACCGGUACAUUGCGUGCCAGGGACCGCUGCCCAACACGUGCCCAGACUUCUGGCAGAUGACCUGGGAGCAGGGCUCCUCUAUGGUGGUCAUGCUCACCACCCAGGUGGAGAGGGGACGGGUAUGUACAGUAGGGUUAGACAUGUACUGUAUCCUCUCUGGGCCUCCAGGGAAAGGGUGCUGGGUGUUUUUCCUGAACAGUGUAACCUAAGAAGGAAAAACUCUAGGUCCUAGUCAUGCCCUCAAUAUACACAUGAGUUUUUCUGGAGUAAAGAAACAUUUAAUUUAUCCUAUUUUUUUUCCAUCAUUGAUGCCAUUCUAAUCUGUGUCCGAGGCCUGAUGUUGUUGCUCUGUGCGAACAGGUAAAGUGUCAUCAGUACUGGCCAAACCCUGACAGCACUGCCACGUACGGCCGCUUCCAGCUGGACUGUCUCACUGAGGAGGGCAACUCCGCUUUCCUGGUCCGAGACAUGACCCUCACACACCUCGAGGUACAUGAUGCUCACCAGUCACUGUUGCUUUUCCCAAUGGCCAGUGCUAAUGCAAUGUCAACUAUUUGGAAGUCAAAGUAAACUCAGCGAAAUGGUGGAUCACAGCUAAAAAUGAUUCAAAGCGUUACAAACACAGCAUUGGAACUAUCGCUUAAAGCGUUUAAAAGAGUUGCCAUGGUGACUCGUCUUAUUUUUCGGCCUCAUGCGGUGCAGGUACGGUGGAUCAUCAUGUUGCCAUAGGGACCGGCAUCUACAGCCAUGAGGCUUCCAGUAUUAACAUGCAGCCUGUGUGUGUUACCAUAGCGACACUGAUAGAUGAUGUUGAAAGGGCAAACACACAUCCCAUAAUAGCUUUGAUUAACCGUGCUGGUCUGGCUGUGCUCCACCAUUGUCAGUGAGGUGUCUCAGUGUGUGUCGUGGUGGGGAAUGUUAAUAAAGGGGGGUGCAGAGCAUAGUCGUUUUUUGUUGUUGUUGUUGUCAUGGCGACAUUGCACUGACUGUACUGUUGUGUUGCCGUGGUGACAGAGCGAGGAGGUCCGGGAGUUGACCCAGAUCCAGUACGUGGCCUGGCCGGACCACGGCGUCCCAGAUGACUCCAUGGACUUCCUGGACUUUGUCAGCCUUGUGCGGAGCAAACGAGCCGGCAAGGAUGAGCCCAUGGUGGUCCACUGCAGGUAGGGAGCAUAAUGCAUGACACACAUCCUUAGAUGUACAGCAAGAAACACUCAAGGAAAUCUCGAGUGAAAAUGGUCUAUGUUUUCACUAAACAACUCUGCAUUCAUCGCAGGGUCCCUCGAUCUGACCUCAGUCCUAGUGUCUUGACUACAGAGGCUACUCCUCUCCCUCUUUGUGGAACUGUCUGAAUGUCCUACUAGACUCCUACACACUGCUGUAGUACACAGUCCAGCAGCCCAGAACACUCCAGAUAGAACACCUAUACACCUUUAGAAAUCCACGUCUCAGGCAGAUAACUUGGCUAAAGUAAGACCUAUCUGACUCAGCCAAGACAUGUCUCAACAACACACUGGAACGUAUUUAAUGUAUAGCGCCCAGGGAUUGGGAGAUUUCUGGAUUCCAAUCUAGACUUCAUUCCAUAAACUGAUCUUUAUGUGUGUUGCUAUAUGCCAGAAAAAUAAUUAUCCACUGUUUUAACCCUCAAUAGUAUAAGCCUAGGGGGGUUCUACUAAGCUAACAUAUGGAAUUGUUUUAAAAUGGUCAUAGUGUGGAUCAUUUAGAUAUUUGAUUUGGAAUUGUAGGACCCCUUUAAGUAUAUACAUGUUUUUUGGGGGGAUAAAACAUUGAAUUUGGCCUUACUGCUAUUAGCCCAUAUAAAAGCAUUGAAAAACAGAUUCAUACAUGGAAAAACAAAUAGUCCCCCAAAAAAUCUAAAGGAAGUAUGUUUUGAAGUGUCUGUCCUAUAUCUGAGAAAUAUAAGAAAGAUCAGGAAACUAUUGUAUUUAUUUUGACACAUAUUUAACGCCUUUUUUUAGGCGCUAAACUAUUCCAUCAUAUUUUUUAACUGGUACCUGGCUACCUUCAGGCGAGUCUUGUGAGGCUUGUGGGCGGCGUAGAGAAAAACUACCGAGAGACUCACCUUUCCAAAGAGGGGUCAUAAUAGUUUGUAGGCCAAACCAUUCGGACGCUACAGAUUUUCGGGAUGUCUCAUGGUCUGACAAACACCACUGUAGCUCUGCCUCCUUUCACUGCAGACGCGGAAGGCUGAUAUCGCCGGAUAUGGUGGAUUGAGACACAGCCCAUGCAGAUAUCUCUAGUUUAAAAAGACAGAUUUGGAUGGGGAUUUUUGUAUAAUGCUAAUUGGAUUUUCAGCGGGGCUGCGGAAUUGACUCGGGUUUUAAAAGGUAGAAAUUAUGUCAUGAGUUUAUAGUGAAACUUCUUCCUCCGCCCCCCUUUCCUCCUCUCCCCUUCUCUCCCGCUCGUGUGUCAUCACUCAGCGCGGGGAUUGGCCGAACGGGAGUUCUCAUUACCAUGGAGACAGCGUUGUGCCUGAUGGAGUGCAGUCAGCCCAUCUAUCCAUUAGACAUAGUCAGAACCAUGAGGGACCAGAGAGCCAUGAUGAUUCAGACCCCCGUAAGUCCUCCUUUCAUAACCUUCUGUUUAUCCUCCUCUCUCUCCUCUCUCUCUCUCUCUCUCUCUCUCUCUCUCUCUCUCUCUCCUCUCUCUCUCUCUCUCUCUCUCUCUCUCUCUCCUCUCUCUCUCUCUCUCUCUCUCUCUCUCUCUCUCUCUCUCUCUCUCUCUCUCUCUCUCUCUCUCUCCCCUCUUUUGCUGUAUCUCUAAUUCUCUCUUCCUCCUCACGCUCUCUUCUUCCUCCCCCUCUUCCUCCUCCUUUUCUGGGCAGGCUCGUCUCUCUCGCCUCAUUCAAGAUGGCUCCUGCUAG